This is a messenger RNA of Dunckerocampus dactyliophorus (ringed pipefish), 2727 nucleotides long. It is a transcript of the gene il34, whose product is annotated as interleukin 34. Gene Ontology annotation, molecular function: cytokine activity; macrophage colony-stimulating factor receptor binding. The record is from RefSeq and is a predicted model, not a curated record. Lineage: Eukaryota; Metazoa; Chordata; Actinopteri; Syngnathiformes; Syngnathidae. Gene Ontology annotation, biological process: positive regulation of monocyte differentiation; positive regulation of macrophage differentiation; positive regulation of protein phosphorylation. The transcript is spliced from 7 exons. The coding region runs from base 379 to 1029 and encodes 216 amino acids.
GGAGCACAGCCUGCUUGCAUAGACACAGUUAGUGAUGGACUUCCCCUCAUGACACGUAUAGGCUUUUUCUUGCCAUCUCACUCAAGAAAGGAUUCAAGCUUGAAGCAGCCAAGAGGCAUAAGGGACUAAGAUCAUACUGUAAAGAUUGUUUGCAGAUUUGUGGCUGCCAGAAUGUUCCAGAAUUACAAUGAAGACUUGAUGUCUGACCAUCCGUGUUUCUGGCACUGAACGUGCACUGAAGGCUUGCAGAGACCUAGGUUGUGGAGCGUGCGCAACUUGCCCUGCGAUAGUGCGGCUAUAUAUGCGAUAAGUAGAACUACACACAUACACUGUGCUGAAUUUGAAGCACUCUGGAGCUGAGGAAUUAAAACCAAGAGUAUGGUCCAGUGGUCCACCUCAGUCCGCCUGCUGGGAGGCCUUUUGGGCCUGUUUCUUCUCAUGCCUGUUCUGAUGGCCCCAACACCUCCAAGCAUGUGCACCCCUUUGAAGACCAUCAAUGACAGUCUCAGCCAUAGGAGACGCUACAUGAAGCACAACUUCCCUGUCAACUACACCAUCAGGAUUCAUCGUGAGGAAGUUUUUAAACUAUCAAACAUCAGCAAAAUGAGGUUACAGAUGGAGGAGUUAGAUGAACUAGUCCUCCAGAGGAUGUGGUUCCUUGUUAACCAAGGCGUGUUAAAAAAGAUUAGCCGAGUCUUGCCAGAGAGACAUCCUUCUCGUUCCUACACUGCAGAGUUGGAAUGGCGAUUGAGAGACGCCGAGGGAGUCUUUGUUGAGUUGCAUCCUGCGGAGGUGUUCCAGAGGGAGCUUCCGGAUGCAAUCCAAGACAUUUGGGACUGCUUAACAGAAGAACCAGACAGAGUGCCAGAGACUAGUUGGAGGUUUGCGUCUCCAAAAUCUCUUCUGGACAAUUUCUGUCACACUAUGCACUGCCUCUUCAGUGAGUGCUUUGAAGCCACGGAAACAACGGACUGUGAGUACAAGCCCCGCAUACAUGUGACACAUUCUUUAGCCACAACUUUGAAAUGAACAUCCCUUCUGUUUCAUUACAUUUGAACCAUUGUAAAAAGGUCAAAAGCUUGCAUACUUUCAUGACAGUUGAUCCCUGCAUUAUUGGGAUUCAGCAUACGCGACUCUGCAAAUUUGUGGAUUUUUGGUGUAAAUAAAGAUGCAAGAGAAGUCGAACACCGACAGGAUUGCCAAGGGAGUGAUCAAACACACUGGCAUCGAUUGGCGUAGCCUGUGGCAAGCAGAAACUAUUGUGGUUUUACAGACAAGUGUUGCCUUUUGUUGUCAUAACAUGCAUUGUUUUUGUGAUUGGCUUGAAAGGCAUUUAUUGGCUGAUGCCGAUCACAUGUUUUCUUAUGGACAUUGUCCGAUUCUAAUCGGUAGGGCUGGGCGAUAUAGCGAUAUUUAUUUUAAGCACGAUAUCAAAAACAAACAUAACGUUCAUAUCGAUAUAGACUGGAUUUGCGCUGCUCUCUUGUAUCUUGACACGGAGGUCUGUCUCGCUCUGCUCUGUGUGUCGGCGCUCCUAGAGGUGGCCAAAUGCAGUCCGUUUCAAGUGCGUUCUAUCGAAAUACGUAUUUGAUCUCAAUUUAUCAGGAAAAUGGGUUUAAACUUUGCUCCCAAGUAGUUGAACGAUUUCAUGGAAAAGUCUAGGUCUGCGUGGAGAUGUUGUCCCAUCACUCGCAGCGCCUGUAAAAAACAAAAGAAAAAACAAAGGCAAAGCCCAAUCUCACAAAUGACUAUGCAAUGUGCUGUAAAAAUGCAAGCUGAAGACUUCACAAAAUAUACUGGAAAAUCUGCCAUUCAGUAAACAAUGGUCUAAACAAUGGCUUUGUGACUUAAAAACUUAAUAAUUAAUAAUUCCAUGCACCCCAAACUUAUCUGACAUUCUACUAAAAGCUAAAGAACAUGUGUAGAUUUCAAUGUAGUGUUAAACAUUCUAUGUUCUUGUAAAAAAAUUAUUGAAAAAAUAAUGAGGCAGUCAGCAGGUGUCCAUUGAGGCUUCCCUCAGCUUUAUGCUGCCAACACAAACCAAUAAUUUAUUAUAUGAAUGUUAUGAGGACUUGAAGACAAUUUGAAGACAAUUUACAUUCAAAAAAUCCCUUUGUUAUUUGAACUUUACUGUAUAUUGCAAAUUGUAAACAUGUUUCCAUGGGAUUUCAUUAUAUGUUUCACUGUGGUACUUCUGGCAGCAGAGGCACGUGAAAAGCAUCACAUUAGCCUGAGGUGGGCUGUGCAUUGUACAGGGUGGGCCAGAAGUUUCCAUACAUAGGAAAAAUAACCAUUCAUGUUGGACAGCCGUUUUUAUUGAUAUAAUGUGCUCUAUAUGAUUACCAUUGUUUCGAAAACACAUAACACAUGUUUCCUGCAAGCGAUGAACUCGCAUUAGCACAGCUGAAGUUCUGCUUGUGAUGGCGUUGGUGAUAUGUUUCUUGAGAUGAUUUACGUCUCGUAUCUUCACCUGAUGCCCGAUGGCCUUCAAGUGCCCCCAAAAGAUCUAAAUCAAGCGUGAAACGCAUCUUGUGGGGUAUCCGAAACAUAUAAAAAUAUACAUGAUUAUACAUUUUCCUAUGUAUGGAAACUUUUGCAUUUUGGGGCAAGUGCUUUUUCAGACCACCGUACAAUGUAUUUACUGUAUUUAUGUAUUUACACACCUGUUUUGUUUGUGGGAAAUUUGAAAAAUGAUCAGUCUGGUCUUUUGAAUUGUUGAUUUGUACA